AAUGCAUUGAUGAGUUGAAUGUACUGCUAUUGUGACGUGGAUGCAUCGGUGGACUCUACCAAUUUUGCCCAUCUCCACAUAUACAUCACUGCCUUCGACCUUGACUGUAAUAUUUCACUCUCUCUCGCCCGUCGGGACGCGUGGAGCUGGUCUUAUACAUACACCACUAUAUGUCCCAACGAUACAGAGCACCAAAUGCAGCGCUACGAGACCGUUCAGCUCUCCUCGGCGUGACACCUCCAGCCUCAGGGCGCUCGUCACCGUUUAACAGCCUCAACCCAGGGCCUUCUGGCCACCGCUACGUUGAUGACCUGGAAGGUCAGAAUGAUGAGGCGUUGGAGGGCUUGGCAGCAAAGGUGAAGUUGCUCAAGGAUAUUACCAUUGGGAUUGGGAACGAGGUUCGAGAAUCGACCGUGCAACUCAGCCAGAUGAAUGAUGCAUUCGCGGAGACUUCGGGCAUCCUCGCCGGCACGUUUCGCCGGAUGAACAACAUGGCACAGCGGCAGGGUUGUCGAUGGCUAUGGUACAUCCUAUUUCUCGUACUCGUGUUCUGGUUCUUCAUCAUUGUAUGGUGGUUUCGGCGGUGACAAUCACCCACUACGGAUGUUACUUUUGAUCAAUCACUGAAGAUUGCAGAGUGCGCCUUCUUCAUCAUUCAACUCACACCACGCCAUUAUUAGCAAAUGCUAAUACAGAGUAUCGUAAAACCAUGUAACAAAAGCAAGACGUAGAUGCCCAUUAAUGUCAUGGGCCGUCCAGGAACUUGGCAUGACCAAUUUCCCAAAUCAUCCGCCGCCGCAAGUAGGCCAUGUCCCGC
This is a messenger RNA of Suillus paluster, 817 nucleotides long. RefSeq lists its product as uncharacterized. Gene Ontology annotation, biological process: endoplasmic reticulum to Golgi vesicle-mediated transport. Bases 171 to 587 code for a protein of 138 amino acids. The record is from RefSeq and is a predicted model, not a curated record. The transcript is spliced from 4 exons. NCBI's taxonomy places the organism in Eukaryota, Fungi, Basidiomycota, Agaricomycetes, Boletales, Suillaceae.